Molecule: messenger RNA, 2091 nt
Organism: Neopsephotus bourkii (Bourke's parrot)
Lineage: Eukaryota; Metazoa; Chordata; Aves; Psittaciformes; Psittacidae
Product: storkhead-box protein 1-like
Exons: 3
Coding region: 35-574 (179 amino acids)
Biological process (GO): positive regulation of transcription by RNA polymerase II
Cellular component (GO): nucleus; cytoplasm
Molecular function (GO): DNA-binding transcription activator activity, RNA polymerase II-specific; RNA polymerase II transcription regulatory region sequence-specific DNA binding
Source: RefSeq, a predicted model, not a curated record
CAUGCCCAUGCCCGGCGGCGGGCGCUGAGCGGCCAUGCCGCGCCGGGCGGAGCGCUGCCUGCAGAUCGCCCCGCACUCCCUGGCCAUCGUCCUGGGCGCCGCGGCCGGGGGACGGCCGGGCGGUGGUGGCGGCGGCGGCGGCGGCGGCGGUGCGGGGCCGGCGGCGGAGCUGGGCCGCCACCGGAUCGGCUACGAGAUCUUCGCGGACUUCAAGCGGGAGAACAUGCAGCACUUCUGGGACCGGCGGGCCACGGCGGCGGUGGCCGAGACCUUCUUCCUGGGCUGGAUCGACGAGCAGGUGCUGCUGGUGCAGGGCAAGGAGGAGCACCUGGAGGUGCUGCGGCAGGGCUGGGCGCGCCGCUCCCUCAAGCCCCCCAGCGGCUUCCACAUCAAGUGCCUGGAAUACAAAAAUCUCUACACUCAGGAGAAAUGCUCAGAACAGCUUCUACAGAGAGGCAAGUGCAAGAGAUGCCUGAAUAAACGUUCAUCUCAACAGGGCAAUGGGAAAUUGUCUCGGGGUACACACAGAAGAGAAGAGAGAAUCUUCAGGGUCCCACUGAAAACUAAUGACUAAAGAGUGCCACCUUCUUGGGAACAAAUUGACUCUGCAACUCUGCAGUGUGGUCCAGAGGACAUUCAGGCUGAUAGUUUUGCAUUGGUUUUCCAGAAGCCUUUUAGUCUGGCAUGUGUUGAGUCACCUAAUUUCUGUUUUGGUUUGACUCCUCUUUAGUGUUUUUCCUUGCCCAAAUACUGGGAUAUGACAAUGAGACAGCCCCUGAAUCUGAGACUAUAAUAAAAUAUCCAAGAAGUAAUUGAAUUACUUUUCUGUAAGAUGAUGAAUCAAUGUUUUUUUUGCUCUUGGGUUUGUCUCUUGCUUGCACUCUCUUCAGACUGAUUGAUGGGACAUGUACAUUUUCAGUGCUAAACCACUAUUUUGAAAGCCAAUUUAAUAUAGGCAGAGCUUCAUGGACCUAUGAAUGUAAAUUCAUGAGAAGAGGCUGUUUACAAAGGGUGGAGUAGCCUAUUUUCAGGCCUCUCAACUUUUCUAAGGUUUUUAAGAUCUCUGCCUGUUACACAGGCUAUAUAUAUAAUCUAUAAAAUAUACUCACUAUAUUGCACAGCUGUAUAAGCAAGAAUUCUGAGAGGGAGCUUAGUAUUGGGUUGUUCAGCAAAUGCUUUGUGGCAUUAUAGCAGCUGCUGGGAUUUAGUUCCCUUGGUAUGCUGCUUCAGUUUUUAGGACUGUCCAUCAACUGUGUUCACUGUCCCAUUUGCAAACAUGCCUGUGGUGCUUUGUUCGGUUUUGUGUAUUGUGAUUAAUUCUUCUAGACGAGAAUUUAGAGCUUAAAACCAACAUACUAAAUAAUAGCCGUGCAACACGCAAAAUAGUGCCCACUUGCUAUUACCAAGGACCUUCUUUUCUUUCUCAAUGCAUUUUUCCUUAAAAGGUGCCUACCUGACAGGCAGAAUCUGUGUGUUGUUUAUUCUGCUGUAGCACCCAGGAGCUUCACCAGAGCCCAAGGCCUGCUCGUGCCUGAUGCUGUCUCAUAAUCUUGUGAAGUGUUACACAAGCAUAAAGCAGAAACAUCGGCUCUGUGGAGGAAUGGAAGGAGACACAGAGAUGUGUGAAUUAGUCUUUAAAAACAUAAUCUGUAAUGGCUUUUACUGCUGGUGGGAUCUACAUUGCCUACUCAGCUCUCACUCUCUGUUUUUUUCAACUCGCAAAGCAGAAGGAUAAGCUGUCUUUCCAACUUGCGGUACAGCUGGCCCCCAUAUAUCAGUAUGUUACUUAAAUACCAGGGUACUAAUGAUAUGUGACACCAGUGGAAAACAAGAAAGCUGAGGCCAACAUUUUUGGCACGUCUUUUACUACUGUGUCCUUUGGAAGAGCAGGCAGUGAAUGAAUUGAGUUGCUGUAACUCCACUUCUCCAAAGUUUUGAAUUCUAUUGUAUGUGAGAGGUUUAAUAAAUGCUUGACUGUGUGCAGAACUACUCAGGAUUCAUAGCUUGCCUCCCUCUUCAGCUGGUUUUGUAUACUAAGGAGUUACAAACCAGCUUCCAUCCAUUUUUACUAACUGGCUUUGAGUCAGUGAU